Bactrocera oleae (olive fruit fly) is the source of this 3557-nucleotide messenger RNA. RefSeq lists its product as uncharacterized. The record is from RefSeq and is a predicted model, not a curated record. NCBI's taxonomy places the organism in Eukaryota, Metazoa, Arthropoda, Insecta, Diptera, Tephritidae. Gene Ontology annotation, cellular component: nucleus. Gene Ontology annotation, biological process: regulation of transcription by RNA polymerase II. Gene Ontology annotation, molecular function: DNA-binding transcription activator activity, RNA polymerase II-specific; RNA polymerase II cis-regulatory region sequence-specific DNA binding.
GUAACGGCUUGAAUUAGGGGCAUAUUUCUUUGUUGUUUCGUUUAAUAUUUUAUUUUAAAUGUUUAAUUUUGUUUUCUCAAAAGGUUUAUUUUCUCUAAUGAACUCUCGAUGAAAAAUAUACUGGACCAUACCUUCUUUAAUUUAUACAUUUCACGCUACAUGGCAGCACUAUGCUUCAAGAAACGCAUAAAAUUUACCUACUCACAAAUUCCCAUACUUCUCUUUGCACUUCUCUGACAUUUGUUUUUGACGUAUGGUUGAUCGCCCAUAGAAUUCACACAUUCUCGCGGUUUAAAAUUGUGUGCAGAUGAAAGCUUCACCGUAAAAUUUUGUAAUAUAAUAAAUCAGUAAUUCGGAUUUUGUAAUGCGUAUUUGAGCAUUUUACUUUGCAAGUGCAUUAAAGUGUUUGUCAUCACAUUGAAAAUAGUACUCGAGAUUAACGGUAAUGGCUGAAGAGAUGGUGCAAAUAAAACAAGAACCGCUAGAGAUAAUCUACGCUGCGGAAAUGGCCGAUAUUGAAGGUGACGCCACUAAUCACAGCAGCAGCAGCAGCAGAAGUAAUGAUUCUUUUGAUGUUGGCGACAAAAGGGCGUAUAGUCUUACAAAAGCUGUUAAUACGGGCAAUUUUAGUGCUAAUGUUACAAUUAAAGUUGAACCAGACUUAUACGAUUAUACAAAUACGGAAACAACAGAAGCCGAUGAUAUUAUUAACCAACAGAAUUCAAUCAGUUUAGUAAGCAUGGCACAAAAUGUGCAAGUGAAGGAAGAACCUAUAGAUGAUUACCUAUAUAUUGCUGAAGAAUUCAACAUGUCUGAAAACCUAACAUACUCGGAGAAUGUUACGCCCACGCAAGAGGAUCAGUUAAACCAACUAACAAACGAUUUUCAUGUAGUAGACGAGCAUGAAAAUAUCAUUACUAUAACGGCAACUGAUUUAUCAACAAAUAACACAGAGUUGGCCUACAUGCAGAAAUUUAAACAAAAUAAUGGUCCCACGUGUAAUCGCAGAACUAAAAAAUUUAUGUGCAAAAUAUGUUUAAAACGUUGUUUGCAAGAAAUCCAUUAUAGACAACACAUGGAACAGCAUAGAAGGAACCGUUUGUAUUGUACUAGAAAGUCAUGUGACAACUGGUUUACUUCACUAGAACAGUGUGAGAAUCACGAACAUAUAGUACAUGAUAUAAAACAUUUAAAAUGCAAUGUUUGCAAUCAUAAAUUCCAAAAUUUCGAACAAUUGUGUCAACACAAAGAAACCAUGCAUGGCAAAUUGAAACGUUUUGUUUGUUCUAUCUGCCGUGACUGGUUCAUAAGUACGGACGAGCUACACGAACAUUGGCAAUCUUUGCCCGAUAGAUGUGGUCAUAUGUUAAGCAUUCUCAAUAACACACCAAAGCUAACGAAAAGCAUACAAGAAGUACUUACUACAAACUCAUAUAAAAUUAAAAGUGCUACCACUUACGCACCUGCCGGUUUGAAAUUGAGAUUAAAGCCAACAUUAUUCAAAAGUGCGGAACAGCAAUUUGUCCCAAAACAAGACAAUACACUUCAGAUUAAGCCAGAACCUAUCGAUUAUGAAAUGAUUCUACCUGAUUUUUCAGUUAAAGUUAAAAGAGAAUCUACGGAUAACGCUGAAAUCAAUAAAAGUUCCGAAACAACAGAAGAACAAGCUGUGCCGUCACUCAAAUUACGCAUACGUAAGCAAUUUCUAACUCCAACUGAAAGUGAAAAUGUGGCAUCUAUACCGACUCAAGAAUUUAGAACAAAUCCCUUAAGUCAUCUGCUGGCACAACGCAUUACCUCAAAAUUCUCCCUAAAAAGUGUGCCAAAGUACUUUAACUUAGCAAAUAAGGCAAGCGAAGACAAAAUUGAAAAAUCUCCACCCACUACUUCAUCACAAUCGCUACUUAAAUCAUCGGUGGCAUUACAACAAAGCAAUACGAACCCAACGCAAACCGCAAAGGUUUCACCGAAAAGUGAGCAAACGCCAAAAAUGUUAAAACUAUCAUCGAAUUUCAAGAUUGUAAAGAUGUUACCCAAAGAUACACAACCGAAUUUGAUUAAGUUGGGCAUUAACAAACCCUUACCGCAGGCAAGCACAAAACACACAGCGCCCAAGGCUACUACGCCGCAGGUAUCAUUGCUCGCCAAAACUGAAAAACGCGUGCCAAUGCCAGAAACGCCACUUAAUUGGCAAAAGGAUGUCAGCAACAAUCGGCAAUUUGCGGUUCAACAAGUUGAAGUGCCACCGCUGAAUAAAGUGGUUGCUGCUGCCAAGCUAGAAUCGUUGACAAAAACAAAUACAGAAAUAAGUUUAACGGAACUACUGAAUGAUGUGAUAGUGCAUAAGAACGAGCAAAAUGCCGAAAUGAUAGCACACAAUAUUGAUAUAAAAACGGAGAAUAUUAAAACUGAAUUAGAUGAGGAUAUAGUAACGCUACAAUACGAUGAUGCAUUCUCGGCCACCACUAGUGACAGUAGCAGCAAUGCAAUAUCCUUACGGAUUUACCGAGAAGAUGGAGAAUUGCCGCCGCGACCACGUUCGCCACACUUAACCCGCAAUCGAUGUCGAAGCAAACCCAAAAUGAAUCCUGAAGGUUAUAUUUGUCCGAAAUGUAGCCGCCGCUAUUCAACGCGCGCUAUGAUCAGGGAACAUUUGCGUAAUAGUUGUGGUCGGAAUCCACAACACGAAUGUGAUGUCUGUCAUAAAUUUUUCUUCUCGACCAGCACACUGAAUUGUCAUCGCACCAUACAUACCGGCGUUUUGCCCCAUAAGUGCAACUACUGUGAUAAACGUUUUCGAACACGCGGUCAAGUAACAGUACAUCAUCGUACGCAUACCGGCGAACGUCCUUUUGUUUGCGAGAUUUGCUCACAAAGUUUCACCCAUCGCGAAACACUCAUUUCACAUUUGUCGCGCCACAUUGGCAUGAAACGUUACAAAUGUUACGGCUGUAACAAACAAUUCUCCUGUAUCAGCGGUCUAAGCAUGCAUCGUUCCACACGUCCGGAAACUUGUGGUCAGUUUGAAUUAAAUACGCGUGCGAUUGGUCCACGCGUACGUGUGAUACGUGGACGCGUCGUAUUCGAACCACAACCGGCGGACCCAGAUGAUGAUGGUGCUGAAGGUGAUGAUAACAUGAAUGCUGGUACUGUUGCUGUUCCACCAGAGGUUUUAUCGGAAAUUCAAAAUAAAUAACAAACAUUUAUUUAUCUUUUAAUUUAAAUUGUUAUAUGAUUCGUAGAGAACGAAUUCGAUUGUGUAUAUACUAUGCUGAAAUUGUAUAUGAAAAUUAUGUAUUGCGAAGCCAAUUGUAUACUGUUACUUGAUAUGCUAAAAAUUUAGCGUUGUCUUGCUAAAAACUGUAGUUCUUAAGUAUCCACAUUGUUUAUUGUAUUGUGUAACAAUAACUCACACUACUUGUAUAACAUAGCUAGCCUGUAGUUGCGUGCGUUUUUUUUUUUUAUAGAUUUACACACAUACAUAUACUUACUUUAGAGAUAAGUGUAUUCAGAGGAUAAUAAAUAUUUUUUUGAAAUAACAUGUUUUUAAGUUAAAA